UCAUCAAAGAUAACCCAUCCGGUAAGCGCUCUUAAAAGUACUACAAGUACCGGCAAAAUUGCACAUUACAUUUCGCCCGGUCUGAAGCCUUCGGUGUUCGGUUUGCUAAAGUUUGAGUCUGGAUUACACGGUAUUGUCCCAGAUGGUCUGUUCUACUGCUAACAGUUGGAAUCGGUGAGAAGAAGGGCGAUAAAAGCUAACGGGUAAAACAACAUGGCACCCACCGCCGUUUACGCUUUAGCCGAGAAGGAUGGAGACGAUGAUUUAAAAGCUGCCAAUGUCGAGACGUUUCUACAGCGUUUGUGCCAGGACGACAUCAAAAACAUGCCGAUCUCUUUGACUGGCAUUGUUGGCCGGUUUCGCGAGGGAAAGUCCACUCUCUAUAACAUCAUGCACCGCUGCCUUGUACAGAUGGAGCAGAAUCCCGAUUCGUUUCCGGAUGUUAAUGACUAUCUGUUUGAAGCUGCAGUUCCAAACGCGAACUUGUUCAAGAUGUCACCCAACAGUCAUGGGUGUACGCAGGGCAUCUGGAUAACCAAUGACCCGUACAUCAUCCGCAGCAGUGAUGGGACCAUGAUUGCUGUUUUUCUCCUGGACACUCAAGGGUUGUGCGACAAUGAAAGCAAAGAUUCGCUUGAUUCGGCUCUUUUCUUACUAACCAGCAUGAUUUGUUCCUGCACGAUAUACAACAUCAUGCGAGUCAUGGGCAGCGACAGCCUGAAGACCCUUGCCGUUUUCUCUAAGUUGGCAUCAAAAAUCCGCAACAGUUUUUAUACAGGAAAGGAGAGAGUCUUUCAAGAUCUUGUGAUUUUGACGCGAGAUGCAAUGCUGGGUGACGUUCAGCCUGGAUGGAAAGACGGAGACAUGCAGCUUCAGCAAAAUCUGCAGAAACAGAAACAAAAAAAUGUGGACACCAUUAAGCAAGUUACAAAAGCCUUUCGCACUCUACGUGGAUUUUUAAUGCCCAAAUUAGCGGCCGAUCCCGACGAACAGUCAUUUACGAUAACCCCGCAAUCUGUUUUCCCAGAGUUCCAGAAACAUAUCGCCCUGUUUCUGCAAGAAGUUCUUGGCUCCAAGCUUGCACCUUUCCAGCGUCGCGGCGACACAUAUACCUGCCAAGAGUUCGCCGGUUUUUUUAAGAGCAUAACGGAGUUAUUCGAGAGCGACAGCAUUCCACGAGCGGAAAACAUGUUGGAGACCAUGAUACGCGUUGAAUUCGAAGCGGGAAUGGAAACUGCUCUGGCAGAAUAUCGCGCCGAAAUUUACAAGAUUAUGGAAACUUCACCGACCAACGAUGCUUUGUAUACCCACCAUUCCGCGUCAAAAUCCCAAGCGAAACUGAAACAAAGUCAAGCGCCGAUUUAUAUCAACGAGAGAGCUCGCGCAAACCUGUAUUUACAAAAAUUAGAUGACGCAAUUGAAAAGGAAUUUGAGCUUCUAGUAGCGCAAAACAACGCUAGACUGAAAGCCCAGGAUGAUUACCAGAAGUCGUUACAGACUAAAGAAGCAGAACUUAGCGCUAUGGAAGCUGAAGCCGUAGCAGACCGUCAGCGGCAUGAAAAUACAAUACAGGACAUGGAGCAUAAGUUUCAGAGCCUCUCCGAACAGCGCGAAACGGAGCGUCAGGCUAUGCGCACCGAAAUAGCAAAAGAGCAAGCCGAGUUCGAGCGCCGCCAAUCGCAAAUGGAUCGCGAACGGCUCGAAGCCCAACACUGCGUCGACAAACUGCGUCAAGAAAUUGAAAUGAAAAGGAGCUGCAGCCGAGGCAGUUGGUGGGAUCAUAUACCAGGGGUGCUGAAUUUGAUAGACUCCUUAGCUAGCAAAGGCAUAAAGUACCACAAGAAUUACACCAAGAUUCAGGCACGAAGCGCUUCCCAGCUGUCGUCUUCCGCAUCAGUACCGACACCGGUUUACACAUCGACAUCCGUACCGUCACUCAAAGAUUGUGGGCCUGUGGAAAGCAGCAAAAUUUCUUCCGAUAAAUGCUGAAUACUGCUGCUAAACGAGUAUUGAUAACCCUUUGUUUUAAUUAUUCCCAUGAAUGACAGUCAUAGCGAAAAUUAAGUGCAUAAUUUAUGUGGCGCUGUUGAGACAGUGCUUAAGCAAUUUACCGGAUGCAACAGACCGCGCCGUGCCUUCAACUGCGACUCACAUAAAGCGUCCAAACUGUCAACAUGAACUUAAUAUACUACGGCUUAAUAUUUAGUGAUCUUAUAUACCAUAAUUAUAUACUACGGCUUAAUAUUUAUUAGGUUUAGGAAACAGUAAAUUUUUACGCGGUACGCCGGCACCUCUUCAAUAGCAAUAAAACGUAAUCAACCAUG
Molecule: messenger RNA, 2324 nt
Organism: Paramacrobiotus metropolitanus
Lineage: Eukaryota; Metazoa; Tardigrada; Eutardigrada; Parachela; Macrobiotidae
Product: atlastin-2-like
Exons: 9
Coding region: 214-1989 (591 amino acids)
Molecular function (GO): GTPase activity; GTP binding
Source: RefSeq, a predicted model, not a curated record